AUGUUAGACAAUGACUCCUCAAAACCUGAUGAGCUAGGCAAUACCGCUCAACCAAUAGAGACAGACUCGUCAACGGAAGCACCGGCCGAGGAAAUCUCUAAGAAAGAUAAAGCUCCUCCACUACCAACAGCCACAUCAUCGCCAAAAGGCCCCGCUUCCUUUAAUGAAAAACCUGAUAUUAGAUUCACACAGAUCAGAUAUAAUUCUGGAGGUGGGAAAAACUUUUUUCAGAAUGUGUUUGAAAAUAUUAAACGUGACUUCGAAAAGAACAAAGAAAUGAAAGAAAACCUGAAGAAAUUUAGGGAGGAAAGAGAGAAAUUAGAACAGUCUGAUGCAUUGAAACAAGCCAGAAAAAAAUUUGAAAAUAUAGAAAAAGAAACAUCUGGUCUAAAAGAGAGCUUGAAAGGAGUCAGAGAAAAGGUGUCAGAGACAUUUGAAGAAGUACAGAAAUCAGAUAUUGGUAAGAAGGCAGGGGAGAUAACUGAAGAAUUAGGCAAAACUGCCGGUAAAGCUGCAGAGAAAUUAUCACAAUCUACACAAAAUAUAUCUAAGACAGCUUCAUAUAAAACUAUAUCACAGGGUGUUAAAGCUGUCAAAGAUGAAUUUGAUGAAACAACUUUAUCAGGGGCAACACAUUAUAAACCACCAGCCAAAUUAAGAAUGAGAUCAGAGUUUGCCAUGUCAUCAAAAGAAGACAGACAUGUAGAUGCUGAUGAUGAGUCACUGGUCAUUAUUAAAAUCGGGGAGGCGGCAGACUAA
Molecule: messenger RNA, 759 nt
Organism: Mytilus californianus (California mussel)
Lineage: Eukaryota; Metazoa; Mollusca; Bivalvia; Mytilida; Mytilidae
Product: mitochondrial import inner membrane translocase subunit TIM44-like
Exons: 2
Coding region: 1-759 (252 amino acids)
Biological process (GO): protein import into mitochondrial matrix
Cellular component (GO): mitochondrial inner membrane
Molecular function (GO): protein-folding chaperone binding
Source: RefSeq, a predicted model, not a curated record